AAACUAGACACGUGAUUCAUAUCGUACCACAUACAAUUGCUUCUAUCCAUUUCUCAUUCUUCAAUCGUACACAUUUGAUUCCCAAAACAACACAACCACUUUCUUCAAUGCAGCACAUGUUAGCCAAGCAUCUCAACUAAACUUCAAACUCAUAUUUCAACACCAAAAACUGAUCACAAUUUCACACCCUCCAAUUUUUUUGAGUUUCUAGAAAUUGUUCAUUGCUCAUAGUCAUAGUCAUACUAUACAUAGUUACAUACCAUGACCCAAUGUUUCAGCUUGACGGAAACCAGAAACCGGUGCUACCGGUCAACGUUCACCGGGUCGGGUCUCCGGUCAACAAUAACCGACCUGAAAGAUGGAACCAUAAUGCAUUGCUGGGUUCCGGCGACGCGUAACGAGUCGAAACCGAACCUCCUCCUCGUCCACGGCCUGGGAGCCAACGCGCUGUGGCAAUGGGGCGACAUCAUCCGCCACUUGACACCCCACUUCAACGUGUAUGUCCCGGACCUCGUUUUCUUCGGCGGGUCAUACACGACCCGACCCGAGAGGGGUGAAGAGUUUCAGGCGGAGUGUGUGAUGAGGGUGUUGGAGGGGAGGCGCGUGGGGAAGAUGACGGUGGUGGGGUUGAGUUAUGGUGGGUUUGUGGUGUAUAGCUUGGCGGUGAAGUAUAGGGAGGUGGUGGAGAGAGUGGUGGUUUGUGGUUCAGGGGUGUGUUUGGAAGAGAGGGAUAUUAAGGAAGGGGUUUUUCCGGUGUGUGAUUUGGAAGAAGCUUGUAGCAUUUUGGUGCCGUUGACGCCGGCGAAGCUCCGGGAGCUUGUGAGGUAUGCGUUUUUUAGACCUCCUCCGGUGGCUUGGUUUCCCUCUUGCUUCCUCCAUGAUUUCAUUCAUGCAAUGUGUGUCGACUAUGUACAAGAAAAAAGAGAAUUGAUCCGAGCCAUUGCAAAGGAUCGAAAACUUUCUGACAUACCCAAGAUAUCUCAGCCUACAUUAAUUAUCUGGGGAGAACAUGAUCAAGUAUUCCCUUUAGAACUUGGUCACAGAUUGAAAAGGCAUAUAGGGGACAAUGCUCAAAUUGUGGUCCUUAAAAAUGCUGGGCAUGCUUUCAAUGUGGAAAAGGGUAAGGAAUUCUUCAGUGUCUUGAAGUCCUUUCUUGUGGAUUUGCAGUCACCUGCAGAGAGCUCACUUUCCAAGUGGCAAAAUAACAAUCCAGGGAGUGUCAAACCUGCAAAAGAGGACUUUAACACUCUACUUGUCAAGCUACAACAAACAAGAACUUCAUCAGAGACGACGCGUAAUUUGGAGCCAACCACUUUUGAUGUUUCAGUACCCCAUGGUAUUCAAAACAAUUCAAGGUGCAAAGUGAGGGUUAUGAGUCUUGAGAGUGAGAGUCCAGUGAAGGCUGAAGUAGACGAAGCUUAUGAAGGGGAAGAUGAGCAUGAGGAUUCACUCUCAAUCAAGAGGGAACUCUCUGAUUUUGAUCUCCAAGACCAGGAAGCUGUGGCAACGAAAAAAGAGCAUGAUUCAAUAGAUAAAGAGAUGAAGUAUCCCAACCAAGCUAGCAAUGAAUUGGAAGAGAGAAAUGAUAGAUACAACCAAAAGAGUGUGGAUAUAAUCCAAAGUGGACAUGUUAGUGAUCCUGGGAUUGUCAAGGCUGAUUUCGGGGCUUCUCCAAAGCUCAAGCGAUUCUGCUCUAACCUAGAAAAAGGGGAUUUACUGAAGAACACAACUCUACCCUUGCCUCUUUUAAACUCAGGGUCUUUUGAGGACUUUCAGGAAUUAUCAGCGAAUCCAAUGGUUAAACUAGAAAGGUCAAAGUCUGUGAUGAGUCACAUAAGUGCUGAUAGAGUGAUGUUGAAACAACAUUCUUUAAGUCAAAUACUCCCUUCUGGAAGUAGAAAAUUGUGGUGGAAGCUCUUCAUGUGGAGCCACAGAAAUAUCCAUAGAACUUUCUCUAGAAAUUCAUCACUUGUUCCUUCUAGUGCUGCUUUAAAUAGUAAAUGUGGGUACUCGUCGGACACCUUUGAACCUAAGCAAGGCAAGGCAUUGAGACAUGCGGAAUCAUCCGAGUCAAUUACUACAGAAACCUUCAACAAAAGCAGCAUUGGUAAAAAUAUUGAUGAUCAAAGGUGGAGUAGACAAAUUGAAAGUUCUAGUUUUCGGGCCGGCAACCAGUGGUUUGCUUUCUCAACAGAAUCAGAAUUUUCCUGGGUGGAUGCAUGGGUGAAAGAUCUUGAAAUUCAGCAACCAAUUCCUGAGGAUGAUUUGGAUUAUGGCAAUGCCAGAAGUAUUGUCUUCCCACCUACUCCUAAUGAGGGCCGAUCAAUGACAAGAAGCACAUCUCAGCUGAAUCAUCUAGAUGCAAAUCUCUCCAGAGAUAUUUUGAAUGCCAAUAGUUUGGUCCAGUGUCUAAAUCCGGCUUCAUCUGUUGCUCAUAUAUCCGAUGUUGGUAUAAAAGUCAUCCCUGCUAUUUCGCACUUGACUAAUCUUCGCUCUGUCAAUCUAUCAAACAAUUUCAUAGUGCACAUCUCACCAGGAUUUCUGCCGAAGUGUAUUCAUACACUUAAUUUGUCAAGAAACAAGAUCAGCACCCUUGAGGGCCUCAAAGAAUUAACCCGGUUGCGGGUGCUUGACUUAAGUUACAACCGCAUCUCAAGAAUUGGUCAAGGAUUGUCAAGUUGCAGACUCAUCAAAGAGCUAUACCUUGGGGGGAACAAGAUAAGUGAUAUUGAGGGGUUACACAGGCUAUUUAAGCUAACAGUUCUGGACUUGAGCUUCAACAAGAUCACGGCAAAAAAAGCAUUAGGCCAACUAGUGGCAAACUACAACUCACUUCAGGCCCUUAACCUGCUCGGAAAUCCCAUUCAAAGCAACAUGAGUGAUGACCAGUUAAGCAAGGCAGUGUCCAGUCUCCUUCCAAAGUUGGUGUACCUGAACAAGCAACCACUCAAGAGUCAGAGAGCACGCGAAAUAUUACCAGAUAAUGUUGCCAAAGCUGCACUUGGGAACAACAAGCGAGACUUUAGGAGAAGAUUGAGAGUUAGCCAAGGAGGACCAAUUUCCAGUAGAGGGCAUAGAAGUAGUGCAAUUGUUGCCCAGACCAGCAGGAAUCGGACAAGGAGGUGAAGCAAUAAUGCAUAGUUGCAUGUAAAAGCAACAACUCAUUGGAUAAUUGUUCUGUUUGGUCUUUUCAAUGUUUCAUUUAUUUAUAUCAUUAGAGAAAACAAAGCCUUAGGUGUUAAUUGUCCCUUGGUUUGUUUUAUGUUUUCAUGAUUGAGUCUUCAUUCUAUGCAACUUUACUGUGUGGAACUUGGUUUGUUCACCAUGAUCUUAUGAUUUCUAUGAGCAUUAAGCAAAUUGAUU
Molecule: messenger RNA, 3363 nt
Organism: Lotus japonicus
Lineage: Eukaryota; Viridiplantae; Streptophyta; Magnoliopsida; Fabales; Fabaceae
Exons: 7
Coding region: 262-3126 (954 amino acids)
Molecular function (GO): protein binding
Source: RefSeq, a predicted model, not a curated record